Molecule: messenger RNA, 5232 nt
Organism: Sycon ciliatum
Lineage: Eukaryota; Metazoa; Porifera; Calcarea; Leucosolenida; Sycettidae
Exons: 14
Coding region: 152-4111 (1319 amino acids)
Biological process (GO): cell surface receptor protein tyrosine kinase signaling pathway; protein phosphorylation; multicellular organism development
Cellular component (GO): signaling receptor complex; plasma membrane
Molecular function (GO): transmembrane receptor protein tyrosine kinase activity; protein binding; ATP binding
Source: RefSeq, a predicted model, not a curated record
GUGUGUGUGCGUGCGUGCGUGUGCAGCACCCAGCGUCAUCCCUCAGGUCAAAAACGACCAGAACCAAAGCCGUGUGGUCACCUGGACACCGCUGUUGACAAAGGACUGGGGCAGUCAGCCCAAGGACUAUCUGGUCACCUACCGAGAUGCAAUGGACAGCCGCCUGACAAGCUCCAUUGCAGUGCCACCCAACCAGACCUCUGUGCUCUUGCCACACUCACUGCCAGGCAGAUUGUACAAGGUUUCCGUAAUGCCUCGAACCAGGCUGAUGCAAGCUCCUCUAAGUGUAAAUGGAUCCUGCCUUGGAGACUCGCUGCCGCGCCUUCAAGAGGUCGUGCUGGCGCCUGGCCGUCCCGCAGCACCUGUUAUAACCAGUCUCACCAUCGAUGCCGACAACGUGGUCACGUUGUCGUGGCAGCAGCUGUUGGAUGAGGAGUGGAAUGGCGUGCCGACAUCGUACCAUGUCAAGCUCUUCAUCGUCAACGCGAGUGAGGUGAAUGCGCAUGGCACACAGCUGCAGCUGAAAAUCCUCAACACAUCGGUUAAUUCGUUCUCUUUCGAUCUAAACCGUACGGUACCCAGUAGUCUGGCGGAUCACAACUUGUUCCGUGUUGGUGUCCGUGCUAUGAAUCAUGAUGUACGUGGACAACAACAUUGGGUUGGACAUCUCAGCUCCCGACUCAUCUGGAGCAAGUGUAUAGAACCAGUUCAGAACCUGUCGUCCGUUAUUGAGUGGCACAAUGAGGGCAUCCUCAUCAGCUGGACAUAUCCCAGAGCUCGCGGUGACUCCGGCCUUCUCGCACCCAGCGAGGACGGCGACGCAAUGUUCUUCUACGACCUGGAGGUAUGCAGCUCGUCAUCCUGCCUGCACCAUCGGGCUGUCAGUGGCACGCUGAACUACACGAUUGCGCUCAGCCAGUCACGGCUAUGCGAUGUACGCAAUGUAAGCGUGCGUCCGUGUACUGGCCUGGACCGGACUCUUUGCGGUGAUCCGAGAAUGUUCUGGUGGCAGCAGCAACCGCUGGAGGUGCUUUUCUCCGAUCAGGACACACUGGUGGAGAUUGCUGGCUCGUAUCAGUAUUACUGGAGUGUUGAUAUUUCACUUGCGCCCUAUGAAGUCGGCCUGGAAAACAAAUCCAGCGAGGUUCUCGCUCUCUACAUUGACUACUUGCAAGGCAACCGGUCCUUUAAGCAGCAGGCGGUGCUGUUCGAUGUCGGCAGCGCCGACACCCUCAACCUCUCCACGGCGACGAGAGAGCUGGAGUUCGGCGCACGUCACGUCUUCUCUUACGCCGUGUUCACCGCCGACUUGCCGCCGGCGCGCGCCAUCGCGUUCGACGCGAGCAAUUCGUCGCGGGACACGCGCCAGCUCUCUCCCGCUCCCCCGGCGAACUGGUCCCUCGACACGGGCAGCGGCAAGGUGGAGCUGGAGCUGCCGACCGACGAUACGAUACCGGGCGCCUUCUAUCAGGUAAUGGCCAUGCCGGUCAGUGCCGAUGUCGUCCCCGUCCGUCACCGCCUGCAGACAAGGCACCGUGCUCGCCGUCAGGUGGCGGCGUCGGCGUCGGGCACCGCCGCUAGCGUUUCCGAGCCGAUCCCAGGACUCGUGGACGGCGUCCAGUAUGAGAUCUGGGUGCAGCGCUGCGUGCCGCUGCCGUCGCCCAGCACUGAGACGGCAUGUGGCAGCUGGUCCGAUCGCAAGUGGGUCGUCGCCGGUAUCGCAGCGGCCACCAGUCCACCGACGACUUCCGCUACUGUAUCUUCAAGCAGCCAAGCCACCACCACACCGACUGUGGAACUGCUCCCCCCUACGGCCAGCUCUGGGACAAGCUUCUCUACUCUGCUGACCAUUGGCAUAGCAGCGUUUGUUGGCUUGCUGUGCGUGGUCGUUUCACUCAUCUUCUUCUGCAAAGGACGGCAGUAUAGAAGGGACAACUUGAUGAAGACGAGUUCACCGCACUCUCCGUACGACUACACUAGCAUUGCAUCUCCCAUGAACCAUGGAAAUGGCUCGGUGCUGCACCCAAAGAUUACGAUGAUCAAGGAGAAGCACUUGCAGCUAACGGACAUUCUUGGACAUGGCGAGUUUGGAAAUGUUCACAAAGGCCAGUACACGGGUGAUGGAGGCCGUGCUCAGGUCAUCGCCGCCAAGGUCUUGAAAGAUCAAGCCGGUGACGAAGACAAACAGGCUCUGCUCGAGGAGAUCACGCUGAUGUCGGUGAUCGCAGAGCAAGGAGAGCACGAGAACGUCAUCGGCAUGGUGGUGGGCGGCUUCUUUCGCGGUCUGCCGUGCAUGGUCAUGGAGUACAUGGACAUUGGCGAUCUGCACUCGUACUUGGAUAGGCAUCGCCUGUCCCACGAUCCCAAGUCCUCCAACCUGGCUGUUCUCUGCACCACGCUGUCGUCCAAGGAGUUGAUGUCUUUUGCAUCGCAGGUGGCUCGUGGUAUGGAGCAUCUCUCCGUCAAAGUCCAGGUUGUACACCGUGACUUGGCAGCACGUAACAUUCUCAUACAGUCGACUGGCGGUGACCAGCUGAAUCUGAAGGUUGCCGACUUUGGCCUGGCACGCUCCAUAUACCGGCGGAUAAACUACAAGAGAGCCAAGGGGACCCGUGUGCCGCUCAAGUGGCUGGCUAUAGAGUCUCUGCGCGAGGAUAUCUACACGGCCGCCAGUGACGUGUGGAGCUUUGGCAUUCUGAUGUGGGAGAUUGUCACUCUCGGCGGCCACCCGUACCCAGGCAUUCCGCUGGGCCGUCUCUGCCAGUUCCUGGAAUCUGGCUAUCGCAUGGCGCGGCCCAGAUACUGCAGCCGCGAAGUGUAUAGCAUGAUGAGGCGGUGUUGGGAGGCCGAUCCGAAGCUGCGGCCCAGCUUCACUGAGCUUGUGGAUCAGCUGGACAUACUGCUGGCAAGCAGCGCGGGCUACAUUCACGUGGAGGCCAACAUCCAUGCGGUGCAGCCGGACAUCAUCGACGAAGUGUCGGACAGCGACUCUGACGCAGACUCUCCCGCGCAGCGCUGGCCAAUGGACGCGUACAGCGAGCUGACUACGCCCGGCUUUGCUUGCACGCCGGACGGCUAUCUGGCGCCGAAAGACAGCGGCCCCGCUUUCAUCAUGCCGGACCCACUGCCGGCAUCAUCAAACGGCGAUGUCCGGGGCAUUGCGACCGGCGGGGCCGAUGACAUCGAAAGCGGCGCUGCAGUUGAUGGCGGCGGCGGUAGUGGGGUGCAUUCUCGGCAAGGCUCUCGUCGCGGUGCCUCUCGCCGUCAAUCCUCCGUCAAGAGCCACCGGACUAGUGUCGUUCAGAGCUUGUUGCCGUCGGCCAUCCAACGCAUGAUCUCGUCCGCCGCUGGAUCUAUCUUCCGUGCGCCCAGUGUCGACAGCCUGGACAGGGGGCUUGCCAAGACACAACAGCAGCAGCAGCAACAGGCAUCGGCCGAGGCAAGCACAUCUUCCAUGGCCACAGCGAAUGGAUUGCGUUCGCCUCGGUCGCUCAUCCAACGCCGACACAGCUCCUCUGACGUUCCCAGCGAUGACUCGAGUGUCACCUUGACGGAUAUCCGGCGCCUCUCCUCCACUGAUUCCAGCUCCAACGCGGACAAGUGCGAUGGUUCGGCGGCCGUGGCACGCUCCACGUCCAAUGCGUCGAAUAAACCGGCCGUGGUCAGUCGUCUCAACUGGCCGUCAAAGUUGACAUCCCAGCGCGAGUCCGUUGAGUACACAACGGUUGUCAGUCCGCCGGUCGCCGUACACGCCGUCAAACCUGCGAACACGCCACCUAGCAAGCCGGCCUUACCGCCUAAGCCUCCGAGAGUUGUGGUGUCGCCGAAGAACUCUGCUAGCAGUUCGGCGUCGCCCCGGGGAUCGCGUCGGAAACCGAAUCUAGUCCUUCCCGGCUACAUUCAGCCUAGUCCUGCUGUGAGUAACGAGUCGAUUGCGAGGUCCAAAGCAGGCUCGCAAGACACGCUGGGCGAUGUGUUUGAGUCGAAAUCAAACUCUGUCGAGUCACUAUCUCGCCUUCCCGCCAACCCCAUUUCCCAGUCGUACGGCAGCCAAGGCAGUAGCCACCUGACACAGGUAAAGCCUGCGUCCAGCUUGCCCAGUCUAGGGUAGAAUCAUAGCAAGCUGCCGAUGGCAACAAGAUAGGUUGCUGCCCGUGGUCUAGCCCAAGUGCACCCAAUCUGGGUAGCCGGUACAGCUCUUUGUUGGCACAUUCUGUUGGGUCAGUCGCUUCAGGAGAGAUCAUCCGCUCAACGUCGUGGCGCCACAUGGUCACAACCGUUGUACACACACACACACACACACACACACACACACUCACACACACACACACACACACACACACACACACACAGCCUGCGUAUGCACGCACACGGGUCAUAUGCAUGACUGCCAGCCCAACUGACCACCACUACGUUAGUAGUCAUAGUCGCAUAGAUGUGCACCAUGAUUGAAGAAUGCAUCCAAACUCCAGCUCAGCUCAUGUUUAGCAGUGACUUUGUAGAGCCCAGUCCAGUACCUAUCCACAGUACGGUCAUGACCUCAGAAUCUCCAGCUCCACAUGAUCAGCAAGUCCGCAGAAUACCAACUUCCUGUACAUAUAUUGAACUCCAGUUUGUCUGAUUUAUACGACAUUUGACACAAUUUGAAUUCUCGUAACUAUGAUCUCUAUACCUUUCUCAGCAACACCGGACAGACCAAGCCCCGUUGCAUAUCCAUCAAUAUCUGACAGACCAAGCACCGCUGCAUAUCCAUCAAUACCUCAAAAGACAGACCCCGUUGCAUACCUGGCUAAACAGCCUAAUCUUAGCUCAGUGUGUGCUUCAGUCGGCUCUUUGUGUCAUAUCCCACUUUGCUCAGCAGCGUGCGUCCGGGAUGCAUGAUUACACUCCGGCAUCUGUCUUGAAUCUGCUGUAUCCUCGGCGUGCGUUGGACUGAAGUUUAGUGUUUGAGUGGUAUCAUUUUGUAAACAGUUUUUUUAUGUCUUGUUGCCAAUAUCCAGUGGCGGAUUUCAUCAGGCUGUCAGUUAUGCCUCCUUGCUUAUCACGACGUAUACCUCUCAAACUAUCUCCCCUCCCGAGUCCCGUCUCCUAUUUUACUAUCUUGAGAUGUGAUCGAUACGAAUUUUACUUCUAUAAUAAAAAAAACUGGCUUAGUGAGUUAUGCACUGUUUGGUACGCUUUUCUUUUCUAUUUGGAGUGUUGAAAGAACAUAAAAAGCAAAUUUCAAUAACA